AUGGAGCCGCUCAGGCUGGUGGGAGGGGCCAGUCGCUGUGCCGGGACAGUGGAGGUCAGACUCAGAGGAGAGUGGAGACGAGUGAGGAAGACAGAAGACUGGACCGAGGAGGACUCCGCUGCUGUGUGCAGAGACCUGGACUGUGGGUCUGCUGUUUCUGGACGUCUGAGAGGUGGUUUUCCAGACAGUCCUGCGUGGGUGAUCUCACCUGACUGCAUGAAGAGGAGGAAGACUAAAGUGAGAGAAUGUGUUUUUGACAACACUUUCUCCUACCCGUAUGGUGUGGAGGUGAUGUGUUCAGACUUACUGAACCGUCCAGUCCUGUCCCUCUCUGUGACUGUGGGGGUCUCCCAGGUCCAGGACUCCCAGGUCCAGGUCUCCCAGGUCCAGAACUCCCAGGUCCAGGUCUCCCAGGUCCAGGUCUCCCAGGUCCAGGACUCCCAGGUCCAGGUCUCCCAGGUCCAGGACUCCCAGGUCCAGGUCUCCCAGGUCCAGGACUCCCAGGUCCAGGUCUCCCAGGUCCAGAUCUCCCAGGUCCAGGUCUCCCAGGUCCAGGUCUCCCAGGUCCAGGACUCCCAGGUCCAGGUCUCCCAGGUCCAGGUCUCCCAGGUCGGGGUGCAGGUGGUGCGUGUGCAGUUGGGGUCUCAGUUCUCGGUCCAGUGCUCGGUGAAGCCUCAGUUCCCAGGAGGCUCCUUCCAGCUGCUCUCUCCCUCUGGGAACCACACCCUGCCUGCUGUCAAUCACUCUGCACACUUCCUGUUCAAUCACACUGGCCCCGCCCACAAAGGAAACUACACCUGUGUUUACCACCUACAGGUGUUCGGCCACAGCUUCACCUCCGAGAGCGAGAGACUGGAGCUGAGGCUGGGAGGUGGAUACCAGGUGGAUACCAGGUGGAUACCGGGUGGAUACCGGGUGGAUAACAGGUGGAUAACAGGUGGAUACCAGGUGGAUACCAGGUGGAUACCAGGUGGAUACCGGGUGGAUACCAGGUGGAUACCAGGUGGAUACCGGGUGGAUACCAGGUGGAUACCAGGUGGAUACCAGGUGGAUAACCAGGUUAAGUCCAGAAGAGGCGCUAGUGAGACACAUGAGACCAUGAUCCUGAUGAAUGAGGUCAUCACAGAAGAGGAGAGAGGAGGAGACGGACCAGGAGAGGAGAGAGGAGGAGACGGACCAGAAGAGGAGAGAGGAGGAGACGGACCAGAAGAGGAGAGAGGAGGAGACGGACCAGGAGGAGAGGAGAGAGGAGGAGACGGACCAGCAGAGGAGAGAGGAGGAGACGGACCAGGAGAGGAGAGAGGAGGAGACAGACCAGAAGAGGAGAGAGGAGGAGACGGACCAGAAGAGGAGAGAGGAGGAGACGGACCAGAAGAGAGAGAGGAGGAGACGGACCAGGAGGAGAGGAGAGAGGAGGAGACGGACCAGAAGAGGAGAGAGGAGAAGACGGACCAGACGAGGAGAGAGGAGGAGACGGACCAGAAGAGGAGAGAGGAGGAGACGGACCAGGAGAGGAGAGAGGAGGAGACGGACCAGGAGAGGAGAGAGGAAGAGACGGACCAGGAGAGGAGAGACGAGGAGACGGACCAGGAGAGGAGAGAGGAGGAGACGGACCAGGAGAGGAGAGAGGAGGAGACUGACCAGGAGAGGAGAGAGGAGGAGAGGGAGCAGGAGAAAUGA
Molecule: messenger RNA, 1680 nt
Organism: Knipowitschia caucasica
Lineage: Eukaryota; Metazoa; Chordata; Actinopteri; Gobiiformes; Gobiidae
Source: the annotation of a GenBank genome assembly